Messenger RNA from Triticum aestivum (bread wheat), 513 nucleotides. Its product is annotated as Bowman-Birk type major trypsin inhibitor. Gene Ontology annotation, cellular component: extracellular region. Bases 63 to 377 code for a protein of 104 amino acids. The transcript has 2 exons. Lineage: Eukaryota; Viridiplantae; Streptophyta; Magnoliopsida; Poales; Poaceae. Gene Ontology annotation, molecular function: serine-type endopeptidase inhibitor activity. The record is from RefSeq and is a predicted model, not a curated record.
CAACCCACAAGCACACAUACACACAGAGAGGGAACGAAGCAGUAAUAAUCAAUCAACCAGCCAUGAAGGGAAGCGGCACCGCCGUCGUGCUGAUUCUCUCGCUCGCAGUCCUCCUCGUCCUGGGCGCCGCCGUCGCCGACGACGCCAUCAUUCGCCUCCACUCCGAUGCGGUGACGGAGGAGACGAGGCCGUGGGACUGCUGCGACCACCCCGUGUGCACCAAGAGGAGCUGGUGCGGCUGCAAGGACGUCGUCGAUCAGUGCUUCCCCACCUGCAAGAACUGCAAGCCGGCGAAGCGAGCGGACGAGUCGGCCCCUUCCGGCUACAUGUGCCGGGAGACCUACCACGGCAGUCCCGGGCCCAAGUGCAUGCUCUGAUUCUGAUAUCCGUUUGUUGUUCAAGAGAUGGGCUGUGCUAGCUGCUGUAUGUGAUGUUGUAGCACUACUACGCUAGCUGCUGGUGAGCCUAGCUGUACGGCAGCGAUUGAAUAAGAUUUGGACACUUACCUUCUUA